Molecule: messenger RNA, 1955 nt
Organism: Periophthalmus magnuspinnatus
Lineage: Eukaryota; Metazoa; Chordata; Actinopteri; Gobiiformes; Gobiidae
Product: bestrophin-3-like
Exons: 13
Coding region: 1-1923 (640 amino acids)
Molecular function (GO): chloride channel activity
Source: RefSeq, a predicted model, not a curated record
AUGACUGUUACUUACUCCAGUGAAGUGGCCAACGCGACCUUCUUCAGUUUCCACCGACUUCUGCUGCGAUGGAGAGGGAGCAUCUACAAACUGCUGUACCGAGAAUUUGCAGUAUUUGCACUGCUCUACACUGUCCUCAGUCUUGUAUACAGGCUUGCCCUUUCUGAGUCCCAGAAAAGACUUUUUGAGAAAAUAUCCAUGUACUGUGACAAAUAUGCAGAGCAGAUACCUGUCACCUUCGUCUUGGGUUUCUAUGUGACACUUGUGGUGAAUCGAUGGUGGAACCAGUUUGUGAACCUUCCUUGGCCUGACAGGCUCAUGAUCCUCAUCUCCAGCUGUGUACAGGGUAAUGAUGAACAUGGGCGGCUGCUGAGGAGAACUCUUGUCCGUUACAUAAACCUCACAUCACUCCUGAUCCUUCGCUCUGUCAGUACAGCUGUGUGCAAGCGCUUCCCAACCAUGGACCACGUGGUUGAAGCAGGUUUCAUGACUCCUGAAGAGAGAAAGGUGUUUGAGAAUAUCCGCUCUCCUCAUCUAAAGUACUGGAUACCGUUAGUGUGGUUCGCCAACUUGGCAACACAAGCUCGACAAGAGGGCCGAAUCCAAGACAGCAUUGACCUGCAAAAUAUUCUCAAUGAGAUGAAUACAUUCAGAACAUGGUGUGCGACUCUUUUUGGCUAUGACUGGGUUGGAAUCCCUCUGGUUUACACACAGGUUGUUACAUUGGCCGUCUACACUUUCUUCUUCGCUUGUCUCAUCGGCCGGCAGUUUCUUGACCCCACUCAGCGAUACCAAGGUCACGACCUUGAUCUUUAUGUCCCAGUCUUCACUCUAUUGCAGUUCCUCUUUUUCUCUGGAUGGUUAAAGGUGGCAGAGCAGUUAAUCAAUCCAUUUGGGGAGGAUGAUGAAGACUUUGAGGCAAAUUGGAUAAUUGACAGAAACCUCCAGGUGUCCCUGUUGGCUGUGGAUGAGAUGCAUAUGGACCUUCCUCAUCUGAUCAAAGACAUUUACUGGAAUGACAGUGAAGCCCGGCCACCUUACACACUGGCUGCUGCUGACUCCUGCAUCGCCUCCUUUCUAGGCUCAACCACAGACAUGGGUCUGUCAGACAUACUGCAGUGUGAUGAAGCCAGUAACACAAAACAUCUGCACCAACAACCAUCUUAUACACCUCAACAACAGGAGUCGGUUCUGGGUCGGGUUCGUAGGUUGCUGAGUGUCCAAGAGCCUCCAGAUCUCCAGCCUCCUCGACCCGUCUUCAAAAGACACAGCAGUGAUGCAACAGGAAGCUUCUUCCCAAAUCUGGGGAUCAUGCCACACACAGAGACCAUAAUGACCCCUACCUCUCUUGUCAUGGUACACCCCGUCAUGGACACUCUGUCCACUGUGAGGGAGGUCAAUACCACCCCACCCUCCCCUGAAUGCACUCACUCUGGGAUUUUUCCUCGACUCGUGGUCAGCCCUCCACUUUUCUGUGAAGCUGCUCUAAAUGUGAGCCCAUCCGUCAUUGGUGCUGCCAUGACACCCUAUAAUGGCUUUGAUGUGUCCUCUACUGAGGAUGUUCCAGGCUUGGAGAUAUUACCAAGAAAGAGUUCCUCUGUGUGUUAUUCGCCUACUCAGCAUGGCCCUAAAGAGUUCCGUUGGACCAGAAUGAGCUCUCUUUGUCACUCACAGACCAGGCCCAGGCGGCGCCAGUUCUCCCUGAAGUUCUCCCGUCAGGCCUCUAAAGGGUCUGUACACAGCUUGCCCAGCCCCAAAGCUUUGGGAAAACGAAGAGGACGGUUGCCUCGCUUUCAAUUACGCAGCUCUGCCGCUCCACCUAGCAACACUCUGCAAAUCCCCAACUCACCAUAUGACCAGGAUUACCAGGGGACAGAGCAAACUGACGACAGGGAGCAGAGAGAAAACAAGAGCAAAGUUUGACCAAAGUUCAACUCACAAACACAGUCAGGUAA